AUGAGUUUUUCUCUCUCUGGUUCAACAGUUGUGGUUUCGGGUUUGAACCGGAAAGUGUCUAAACUCAUCUCCGUUCCAACGAAGGACCAGAUCCUCGUUCCUGAAACUCUUCUUAAAAAGAGAAAGAGCCAGGAGCAGGCUAGAGCUGCUCGUGCUGCCGAGCUCGAGAAGAGAAAGAAGGCCAACAAGGAGAAGCGCGGCGUCAUCUUCAAGCGCGCCGAAUCUUAUGUCAAGGAAUACCGUGACGCUGAGCGUGAGAAGAUCCGUCUCGCUCGUUUGAGCAAACAACAGGGCUCCUUCUAUGUCCCUGAUGAGCCUAAGCUUGUCUUCGUUGUUCGUAUCAAGGGUAUCAAUAAGAUUGCUCCCAAGCCACGCAAGAUUCUCCAGCUCCUCCGUCUUCUCCAGAUCAACAAUGGUGUCUUCGUCCGCCUCACUAAGGCUACCGCUGAGAUGCUUACUAUCGUCAACCCCUACAUCGCCUAUGGCUAUCCCAACUUGAAGACUGUCCGCGAACUCAUCUACAAGCGUGGAUACGGCAAGGUCGAUAAGCAGCGUGUUGCUCUCACUGACAACCAGAUCAUCGAAGACAACCUUGGCAAGUACGGCAUUGUCUGUAUGGAAGAUUUGAUCCACGAAAUUUACACCGUCGGACCCAACUUCAAGCAGGCUAGCAACUUUUUGUGGCCAUUCAAGCUUUCCAACCCAACUGGUGGCUUCCGCGCUCGCAAAUUCAAGCACUUCAUCGAGGGUGGUGACACUGGUAACCGCGAGGAAAACAUUAAUGCUCUUAUUAAACAAAUGAACUAG
Messenger RNA from Uncinocarpus reesii 1704, 807 nucleotides. Its product is annotated as 60S ribosomal protein L7. Gene Ontology annotation, cellular component: cytosolic large ribosomal subunit. Gene Ontology annotation, biological process: maturation of LSU-rRNA from tricistronic rRNA transcript (SSU-rRNA, 5.8S rRNA, LSU-rRNA). Lineage: Eukaryota; Fungi; Ascomycota; Eurotiomycetes; Onygenales; Onygenaceae. Gene Ontology annotation, molecular function: RNA binding; structural constituent of ribosome. The transcript has 4 exons. The record is from RefSeq and is a predicted model, not a curated record. Bases 1 to 807 code for a protein of 268 amino acids.